UGCGAAUCUGGCGGCUUGGAGACCAUUUCGCGGGGCUCAUGGCGUCCCUGCACCCCCUCGCUAACACGUAGCUGAAGUGCUGUGUUAUGUUCAUUGGACUAUUUAAAAUUUUAACUUGAGUUUAACAGUUACCAGAUAGCCCGACUAUCUAUUCCACAGUUUUUAUGGGUCCACGGUAAUGAAAGAAAACUUUUAGAGAAUACAAUUUAAAAUGAGUUAAACAUUUCCUACUCUUGUGGAGUUUAACAAGUAUUGCUCUUGUUGAGUCUCUCAAAGUUAAAAAAUGUUGAACCAACCCAAGAACACGUGAUCCAUCUUAAGCUUGGGCUACCUUUGUCUAAUCCAAUAAUUCUGUGAUAUUCUUGCUUAGGUUCCGCUUAAAUCUGGGAGAACUUUGAUUGGAUGAAUUGGAUGCUGGGUUCAUCCUAAGAUCCUCCCAUAAAUUACCUCUAACAGAAAUAUUUUGAACCAGCACGCCUUGUUCCUACUCUGUGGAGAAAUUCUAAAUAUAAUGGACGCGUCCCGACUAUCCAGCACGGGUCCGACGCGCACACGAGCCAACCCUGCGGCCAGUGAGCGCCGAGGGGUAAGGAUCUACAAAUGUGAAAUAUUGUAAAGUGUGCGUAUACCCUCCGGUCAGUUACCCGUCAGUCUCCGUCCAGUGCAGACGUGUCCUUUAAACCAUGACGAGAAACUGAAACAAUGGAGAAAGUUCUGAUAAUUCUAGUUUGUGCCACAUAUCUGGUGCAAGGCAUAUGUUAUUUCCCAGCUGUUUACCAAGGAGUUUAUGAAAGUCAAACUGUUGGAGGAAACUCAGAUGUAUCAUAUUCAUCAAUAUCAGUUCUAUAUGAUAGUAUUCCUGUCUGGGGUUACUGUUAUAGAAGAGUAGGAUCUAAUGUUAUAUUAAAAGAGGAUUCUGGAGGAAUAACAUGUUAUCGAUGUUUUCAUCUUUCUCUCAGAUCAUCUAAUAUUCUACAGAUACACACCAAGGGUUUAAACAAAUGUUUUACAACUGAAGAUGCAGCUUUAUCAACCUGUGUAUCACAAGAUGAGAUGAUGCAUCAGGAUGCAUCAGAGAUUAUGAUGUAUAGAACUAAAGGAUUUCUAGGAGAACCUGCUGUUAGUCCGACCUACUGUCCGUUUAAUGGAGAAUAUACGUUUACAUAUUCAGUAAAUGAUGGUACAGAGAAUACAUUAGAGUGUCCUACACCUAUAUCAGAGAUAUCAGAUUGUCCCUUCGGGUUCGGGUUCAAUCUUCAGUUUAAACAGUGUUCCUUUGGUGAUCUAGAGAUAUCCUUCCACUGUCUUGGAGAUUGGGAGGGACGGGACGGAGAGAGAUUUGUUGCUCUCAUGGAUACAGGAGCAUCACUUACUCAGGGUAGACCUAGAUAUAGGUGUGCAAUAUAUAAGGAGGAUAAGAUAACUGGCAAGGUUAAGAUGGCUCUAUCCUCAGAUUCAACUUGUGUUUCAAAUCUUGAUUCAUCAGAGAGAGGAUAUGAGACUAUGGUUCUACAUCCCAAGGAAUCUCCGUCCUGGCCGGAGUUAGAUUCAUCCUGUAUAUUUCCAGACUGGAUUCAAGGUUCCUGGGAGCAUGUAGAUUUCCAAGGAGAUACCAUGGUCUACAAGGAUCAUAGAAACUUUAAAACCUACACUGGAAAAUGUAUUCCUCAUAGUUCAGGAGACCCGGAGAGAUUUCUUGUUUAUACCAGAACCCAGUGUGGAGAUGAAGUUUACAAGUGUAUAUGGAUAAAGGAACGUGGAUUAAAUACUAUGGAGAUACAAGUGAGUUUAUAUGAUUCAUCCACCCCUGAUAAAUCCUUGUGCAGGGAUGAAAACUUCCUGGAUAGAGCUUGGACUACUCAGGGUAGGAUGAGAAUAGGAGAGAAAGCUCCAUAUAUGUUUACUGGUGAAUAUACAGGAGUAAUACCGGAUACUGAUGGUUUAUGUGCUAAACUUUACUCUGACUGUAAUAAUCCUGAAAUUAUGUUUUAUACCAUCUUUAACUGUUUUAACAGAACAGAAGUGUUUGAAGAGAGAGAAUAUGAAUGUUUGGGACAAUGGGAGGAGAAUGGUGUUAUCUAUACAUACACAGAAAGAAGAGAUAUGAUUGGACAUGAAUGUUUUGUCGGAGCAACAACUAAGAAGGGAGAAAUAUAUCUUCAAGAGGCCGGGAAUAAUUGUGAAAGAGGUCAGGAACCUCUCAAGGAUGGGAUGAGGAUGAGUAGGGUUGCAGAAUGUUAUUAUCAUAGACAAACCAAUCCUAGGUUCAACUGGAGAGAGAAGAGCAUGGUUGAACCUGAACCUGAAAUUGAAUCCGGAGCUAGAGAUAAGAAUUCAAAUAUUCUUUUACUUCCCUUCCUUAUCCUCAUCUUCAUCUUCAUCUGAGCCUUCUCAUCCCUUGGUUAGCAGCAGUCCUGGAGCUAAACCAGGGUUUCUCCGGGUAUACGCUCAUACACUGUUCUAUGUACACUGUACAUGGUACAUAUACCAAAGAAUAACUGUGAUAAUAUUAAUCUUUUGUACAGAACAAUCACCAGUUCACGUACGGACAAAAUAGUACAUGCGAAUACGGAACAAUAACCAGUUCAUGUACGAGCAAAAAAGUACAUCCGAAUACAGAACAAUCACCAGUUCAUGUACGGACAAAAUAGUACAUGCGAAUAAUGUUUUAUGUCUCAAAGUUGAGAGAAAUAUGGAAGUACGACUUCCUAAAGUUAUUUUAUUCAUGUGAAAAGACGGCUGUGAUUAUGUUAAAAAUUUAAAUAAAUUAUAAUAAAUUGAAUUUGUUCUUAA
Molecule: messenger RNA, 2793 nt
Organism: Eurytemora carolleeae
Lineage: Eukaryota; Metazoa; Arthropoda; Copepoda; Calanoida; Temoridae
Exons: 1
Coding region: 703-2385 (560 amino acids)
Source: RefSeq, a predicted model, not a curated record